Messenger RNA from Ustilaginoidea virens, 642 nucleotides. RefSeq lists its product as uncharacterized. Bases 1 to 642 code for a protein of 213 amino acids. NCBI's taxonomy places the organism in Eukaryota, Fungi, Ascomycota, Sordariomycetes, Hypocreales, Clavicipitaceae. The transcript has 5 exons. The record is from RefSeq and is a predicted model, not a curated record. Gene Ontology annotation, molecular function: GTP binding; GTPase activity. Gene Ontology annotation, biological process: small GTPase-mediated signal transduction.
AUGCCUCUCUGCGGCGGAUCGAAAACGGUCCAGCGUAAGCUGGUGCUUUUAGGCGACGGCGCCAGCGGUAAAACAUCGCUGCUCAAUGUAUUUACCAGAGGCUACUUUCCGACCGUGUACGAGCCUACCGUUUUCGAAAACUACGUUCACGACAUUUUUGUCGACAAUGUUCACAUUGAGCUUUCGCUCUGGGAUACAGCCGGUCAGGAGGAGUUUGAUCGCUUGCGGUCUUUAUCCUACGACGACACCGAUCUCAUCAUGCUUUGCUAUUCCGUGGACAGCAAGGAUUCCCUCGAAAACGUCGAGUCGAAAUGGGUUGGCGAGAUUGCCGACAACUGCCCUGGCGUCAAGUUGGUCCUCGUCGCCCUGAAAUGCGACCUCCGCGAGGGCAACAACGACGACGACGGCGAAGACGGCGCAGGCGCAACUCUCCCCCCCGAGGUCGCGGCGAUAGAACGUCCCUCGGGACCGCUGAUUGAAUACGACAAGGGUCUUGAAGUGGCCAAGCGGAUAGGAGCCUCGCGCUAUCUCGAGUGCUCGGCCAUGAAGAACCGCGGCGUCAACGAAGCCUUUACCGAGGCGGCGCGCGUUGCAUUGAGCGUCAAGAAGGAAAGGGAAGAGAACAAGUGCAGCGUCAUGUGA